GACUCCCCUCAACUGACACACACUCAACACAACGAGGAGUACCAUUCUGUCCUCAGUGAGACCACCAAGUCUCUUCAGAUCAGACCUAGAGAUCAGGACAUCUUUCCUUCGGGACCUCUUUGAUUCUAUUUGGAACACUAGGACCAGAUUCUUCUUCAGACUGAACUCGACAUACAGAUGCAGUCUAGAGUUUGGGACUACAGAUACAUAAUCUGUUCUGUUGAAUUGGAAUUGGACCUGAUUUCUCACUCAGACGUACAGUAUUUAUGGUCUGGAGUAGACAUAUACACUUCUGUCCUCUUGGAUUCUAUUGGAAUUGUAGUCUCCCUCUUUAGAAGAAAGGGUAUUUCUUGGAUUCUGCUCUAGCCCACUAGACUAGACCUGGGACUAAUCUUCCAAGACUCACUCCCUUUGUGUUUUUGGAUUCUGUUGGAGAAGAUAUACUUCUUGGACUGUCUCUAACCAUAUUAUCCGGUUCUGAAUGCUGAAGCUAGUCGCUGACUCCCGGAAGAGAGGAGGUGGAGGAGGGAUUGGGGGGUGUGAGAUGCUCCCCUCACGCCCCAAUCUGUCUGUCCCCCUGCGGGUGAUUAUCUACGGGACGUGUGCCUUGGCACUGGUCAACACUGUGGCUCUCCUGGUGCUCCUAGUGCAACAGAACCAGCUGUGGAGCCAUGUGGAGCUCACCGAGGCCAGGCUGGAGGAGGUGGAACAGAGCUCCAUGGUGGAGUUCUUCCAGGAGGUGCCCCGAGAAGGUGUAGCAGCAGGAGACACAGGAAGGCUGGCUGAGCUAAGAGGAGGCCCAGGGUGGCUUGCAGGGCUGCGUGGAGGAGGUGCAGGAGGAGGUGAAAGGGGUCUGGGGAAGGAGCAGAGGGAGCAGGGGGAGUACCAGUACUCCCGUAACAAGAGGAGUCGUGAGCUGGAGAGGGAGCUACGACAGGAGUUAAAGGAGGAGCUGAGGCUAGAGCUGAGGGAGCUGAACCAUCAGGAGAGCCAGGAACUCCUGCAGGAGGUGACCCAGGGGCUACAUCAGGGGCAGGAGGUGACGCAGGGGCUACAUCAGGGGCAGGAGGUGACCCAGGGGCUACAUCAGGGGCAGGAGGUGACCCAGGGGCUACAUCAGGGGCAGGAAACGGGGCGAGGUGGGCUGGACACAGGAGAGGAGGUACACCCUGAGUUGAGAGAGGAGUUACACCACGGGUUGAGGGAAAAGAUGGACAAGGAGAUGGACAAGGAGAUGGACAAGGAGAUGGGGAAGAAGAUGAGACAUGAGCUGAACCACAAACACAGGAAGACAAAGGGCUUCCAGAAGACUGAGAUACAGGACGACAUGAUGAUGAUGAUGACCUAUUCUAUGGUGCCAGUCAAAGUGUUGUUGGAUAUCUGUAACAGCACCAAGGGAGUCUGCAUAGCUGGACCACCCGGCCCUCCUGGACCCCCUGGGCUACCUGGCCUGAAUGGUCUGCCUGGGCACAAUGGCACUGAAGGCAUCCCAGGACUAGACGGACUGCCUGGGGCUGAUGGAAAACAAGGCAAGAGAGGUGAGAAAGGUGAGCCGGGGAAGAAAGGAGAUAGAGGAGACCCUGGAUCCGCAGGAGAAAAUACACAAUCGUCCAACGAUGUCAUCUUGGAGGGCCCCCCAGGUCCGGCUGGUCCUCCUGGUACUCCAGGCCCCAUUGGCCCUCCUGGACCUCCUGGCCCACAAGGACCCCAGGGGCCCCCCAGAAACAGGAGCCACCGGGCCAAUCUUCCCAUCCACGCUGCCCAGACCCUGGAUCCGUCACAUGCUGUACCAAACGAUGGGACUCUGUCCGCCAAAGAGGCUGGGAAGUUACAAGAGAUACCACUAAAUAAGAAAAAUGAGUGCAUCAUCAAGUCACUGAUCAACCCCCGUAACGUAUCUAAGAUGGAGAGUACGUUCGGAACGUGGAUGAAAGACACGGCUGUGCUGAACGACAAACGCAUCUGGGUGGCCGAACACUUCUCUGGUCGUACGGUGAAGGAGUAUAAGAGCAUCACCUCAUUCCAGAAUGCCACCAGUGAGGUCAUCGACGGCAGGAAGUUCUACCAGGGGUGUGGCCAUGCCGUUCAUAACGGAUCCUUCUACUAUCACAUCGCCGGAACCUCCAACCUGGCCAGGUUCGACCUGCAGUCCAAGCGUCUCCACACCCUGGCCAUCGACAAUGCUCUGUACCACAACCUGUCCUACCUUUUCUAUAACUCCAAGACCUACUUCAAGCUGGCGGCGGAUGAGAACGGCCUGUGGCUCAUCUUUGCCUCCAGUCUGGACGACAGCAUUAUGGUGGCCCAGCUGGACCUGAAGAGCUUCUCCGUCACAUCGUACAUCAACACCACCUACCCUAGGACCAAGGCCGGCAACGCCUUCGUGGCCUGUGGCGUGCUCUACGUCACCGACACCAAGGACACCCGUGUGACCUUCACCUUCGACCUCCUGAAGGGGAAACCGGUCAACGUGACCUUUGACCUGAGGUCCCCUGGCGGGGUGCUGGCCAUGCUGUCCUAUAGCCCCAAUGACAGACACCUGUAUGUGUGGGAUCAGAGCUACGUGAAGCUGUAUGUGGUGCACUUCAUCUCUGAUGACUGAGACAGUGUUUUGACGGUAUUCUGAUAGUGUUUUGAUGGUAUUCUGAGGAUGUUUUGAUGGUAUUUUUACAGUAUUGUGACAGUAUUUUGAUGGCAUUCUGAUUAAAGAUGAACAGCACUCGUGAAUAUGAUGGUUAUUUUUUAUUUAGAAUAUGUACGGCUUCCGGAGACACCUGAAACCCCACCUCUUUAAGGAAUACCUAGGAUAGGAUAAAGUAAUCCUUCUAACCCCCCCUUAAAAGAUUUAGAUGCACUAUUGUAAAGUGGUUGUUCCACUGGAUAUCAUAAGGUGAAUGCACCAAUUUGUAAGUCGCUCUGGAUAAGAGCGUCUGCUAAAUGACGUAAAUGUAAAUGUAAUGCCAUCUCAACAAGGACUCUUUUCUAAUGGCUUUUUGUGACUGCUGGCUGGGAUAAAACACCCUCUUUGUGAGUGCUGUUAAAAUAUUUGUUUAAAUUGGAUUACAGCUUCCAAAGAUGCACACACUGUACCUUUUCCAAUGUAGAGUUUAACUGAAUAAGGGCUUAUCAGAGUAGGAAGUAGAUCAUUAUAAUAUAAUUGUUAGUCUAUUUUGUAUUGUGGCGAUGGUUUAAACAGUAAAAUAAUUGCUGUACUGUUUUCCAUAUGAGAUUGUGUAAUUAUCUUUUUGUAAGGAUACUUACUAACAGUUUGACUUGUUAUGUCUCUCACUUGUAUAUUAUAUUUAUUUGGAAAAUGUAACUCUUUUUUAAGGUCUACCCUGGAAACAUGGCUUUUUGUGGAGUUAAUACUAUUUAUAGCUGUAAAGUCCUUACUAGACUUUCCCUGACUGCAUGACAAAAUAUGUAUCAGAAAUGAGUUUCCAUAUUUACUUGGAUCCUACCAUGACCAGCAUCCCUUAGAGAGCAAAAUGUUUAAAAAAUAUCUAUAUUGAAAAUCUGUGCAUAUGUUUAUUCCCGACAAUGAAAUUUGCCGCUGCAUUGUCUCUACUGAUUAUCAUGCCUAGAGAGAGAAAAUACAGAAACAAGCAUAAAAUCAACCUGAUGAAAUAAAAAUAAUUUAUUCAACUUACAAAGGUAGAACAACCUGCUAUAAAUUCCUGUAUAUUCCUAUAUUCUCUCUCUGGACUCUCUCUAGUCAUAGCCUCACCAUAGUGAGCUUUAGAUAGAUAUAUACUGUAGAUACCUGAACAACACUUUACUUAAAGCACCUUGUUAUGAAGUGUUAAUAUCUUAUAUAGACAUGAAUAUCCCCUUAUAUAUGUUAUAGAGCAUUAUGAAGUGUUAAUAUCUUAUAUAGACAUGAAUAUCCCCUUAUAUAUGUUAUAGAGCAUUAUGAAGUGUUAAUAUCUUAUAUAGACAUGAAUAUCCCCUUAUAGAUGUUAUAGAGCAUUAUGAAGUGUUAAUAUCUUAUAUAGACAUGAAUAUCCCCUUAUAGAUGUUAUAGAGCAUUAUGAAGUGUUAAUAUCUUAUAUAGACAUGAAUAUCCCCUUAUAGAUGUUAUAGAGCAUUAUGAAGAAUGUACCAUAAAGCAAAACAAGGCUCGGUACCUUUUUGUAAGGCGCCUAGCGUGUUAUUGCUUCACUGUGAUGUUUUUAAUGAUGCUCUAUGACUGCAUCUAUAAGGUGACCUAUGAAUGUUUAUAAGGAAUUCGUAAGUAUAAGGCUUCAUAAGUACUAGCAUUAUACACACGACAGAAGGUAGAAUAUGUAAACAUAGAUGUCAGAGAUCAGACGUGGUACCCAGAGGGAGGGAAGGAAACACAAAUCUGUUUAAUAAUAAUACGUAUAAUAGUAAAAACAAUACAAACAUUUAACAAAAAAUACAACUAAUCCAGCCGGUAUGAUACAAAACAAAAAAUUAAGUAAAACGCUUUCAUGUUUGUACAAGCUGCUGUGGUAUUUCAUAUAUUUAUAUAUUAAAACUGUUUAACUUUUUACUACUAGGCCAAAUACAGCCAGACAUUCAUUUGUAUGUAACAGUAGUUUCUUUGUUCUUCUCAUAGCCUAUUCGUUUUGAAAUAAACUUUUAGUGUCCCCA
Messenger RNA from Salmo salar (Atlantic salmon), 4617 nucleotides. RefSeq names its product gliomedin. Gene Ontology annotation, biological process: signal transduction. Gene Ontology annotation, cellular component: cell surface. The record is from RefSeq and is a predicted model, not a curated record. Lineage: Eukaryota; Metazoa; Chordata; Actinopteri; Salmoniformes; Salmonidae.